CAGCUCGGCUCGGCGUUAUGGCGGCUGCCGGGGCGCGCUGGAACCACGUGUGGGUCGGCACCGACACUGGCAUCCUGAAAGGGGUGAACCUUCAGCGCAAACAGGCGACGAACUUCACGGCGGCGGGCCAGCCCCGGCGCGAGGAGGCAGUGAGCGCCCUGUGUUGGGGCGCUGGCGGCGAGACUCAGAUCCUGGUGGGCUGCGCUGACAGAACAGUGAGGCGCUUCAGUACCGAGGACGGCGGAUUCCAGGGUCAGAGGCACUGCCCGGGAGGGGAGGGCACAUUUCGAGGCCUCGCCCAGGCGGACGGCACCCUCAUCACAUGUGUGGAUUCUGGGAUUCUCCGAAUCUGGCCUGAUAAUGACAAGCAAGCAUCCCCUGACCCGCUCCUGGAACUGAGUGUGGGUCCUGGGGUAUGCAGGAUGCGCCAAGACCCAGUGCGCCCCAAUGUGGUUGCCACAGGUGGAAAGGAGAACGCUUUGAAAGUGUGGGACCUGCAAGGAUCUGAGGAGCCUGUGUUCAGGGCCAAGAAUGUUCGGAAUGACUGGCUCGACCUGCGCGUUCCCAUCUGGGACCAGGAUAUACAGUUCCUCCCUGAAUCACAGAAGCUUGUCACCUGCACAGGAUACCACCAGGUCCGUGUCUAUGAUCCAGCCUCCCCACAGCGCCGGCCAGUUCUAGAGACCUCCUACGGAGAGUAUCCACUGACAGCCAUGACUCUCACUCCUGGGGGCAAUUCUGUGAUCGUGGGGAACACUCAUGGGCAGCUGGCAGAAAUUGACCUUCGGCAAGGGCGCCUCCUGGGCUGUCUGAAGGGAUUGGCAGGCAGUGUCCGAGGGUUGCAAUGCCACCCUUCAAAGCCCCUGCUGGCCUCCUGUGGCUUGGACAGAGUCUUGAGGGUACACAGGAUCCAGACUCCGCGGGGCUUAGAGCACAAGGUUUAUCUCAAGUCUCAAUUGAACUGCCUUCUCCUGUCAGGCAGGGAGAACUGGGAGGAUGAGCCCCAAGAGCCUCAAGAGCCCAGCAAGUUGCCCCCAGAAGACACAGAAACAGAUGAGCUUUGGGCCACCUUGGAGGCAGCUGCUAAAAGGAAGCGCCCUGGUUUGGAGCCCACCCAAGAGGCUCUCCAGACUAGACGGAGAAAGAAGAAGCGCCCUGGGUCCACCAGCCCCUGAAGGGCCUGUGUUCAGUUUGUAAAUAAACAGCUCACCACCCACUUGA
Messenger RNA from Condylura cristata (star-nosed mole), 1221 nucleotides. RefSeq names its product WD repeat domain 74 (gene WDR74). The transcript is spliced from 11 exons. Lineage: Eukaryota; Metazoa; Chordata; Mammalia; Eulipotyphla; Talpidae. Gene Ontology annotation, cellular component: nucleolus; preribosome, large subunit precursor. The record is from RefSeq and is a predicted model, not a curated record. The coding region runs from base 18 to 1175 and encodes 385 amino acids. Gene Ontology annotation, biological process: ribosomal large subunit biogenesis. Gene Ontology annotation, molecular function: protein binding.